Otolemur garnettii (small-eared galago) is the source of this 2590-nucleotide messenger RNA. It is a transcript of the gene DYNC1I2, whose product is annotated as dynein cytoplasmic 1 intermediate chain 2. Gene Ontology annotation, molecular function: dynein heavy chain binding; dynein light chain binding. The transcript has 16 exons. NCBI's taxonomy places the organism in Eukaryota, Metazoa, Chordata, Mammalia, Primates, Galagidae. Bases 230 to 2068 code for a protein of 612 amino acids. Gene Ontology annotation, cellular component: cytoplasmic dynein complex. Gene Ontology annotation, biological process: transport along microtubule. The record is from RefSeq and is a predicted model, not a curated record.
AAUUCCCAGAAGGCACUGCUCGCCGUACGCUGGUUUCCCUUGUUGCUGGGGCUUGUAGUUCUUUCCGGUCGUGUCCCCUUGUAACGCGACGGCGAUAGUUGCAUUUUGAGCCCGAGAAUAUAAGGUGUAGUUUUCCAGUUUUUGGCAAAGCAGGAAAAAAUUCAGGUCGCUAGGCUGGCUGUGUUCUUUGUCUUAUCUGUAAGCUUCUACUUUACAACGGGUCUCAAACAUGUCUGACAAAAGCGAAUUAAAGGCCGAAUUGGAACGUAAGAAGCAGCGGUUGGCCCAAAUCAGAGAGGAAAAGAAGAGAAAAGAAGAAGAAAGGAAAAAAAAAGAAACUGAUCAGAAGAAGGAAGCUGUUGCUCCUGUCCAAGAAGAGUCAGAUCUUGAAAAAAAGAGAAGAGAAGCGGAAGCAUUACUUCAAAGCAUGGGGCUAACUCCAGAAUCCCCCAUUGUCCCUCCUCCUAUGUCUCCAUCCUCCAAAUCUGUGAGCACGCCAAGUGAAGCUGGAAGCCAAGACUCUGGAGAUGGCGCUGUGGGAUCUAGACGCGGACCUAUUAAGCUUGGAAUGGCUAAAAUUACACAAGUUGAUUUUCCUCCUCGAGAAAUCGUCACAUAUACAAAGGAAACCCAGACUCCAGUUAUGGCUCAACCCAAAGAAGAUGAAGAAGAAGAAGAUGAUGUAGUAGCUCCUAAACCACCUAUUGAACCUGAAGAAGAGAAAACUUUAAAGAAAGAUGAGGAAAAUGAUAGUAAAGCUCCUCCUCAUGAGCUGACUGAAGAAGAAAAGCAACAAAUCUUGCACUCUGAGGAAUUCUUAAGUUUCUUUGACCAUUCUACAAGAAUUGUAGAAAGAGCUCUUUCUGAGCAGAUUAACAUCUUCUUUGACUAUAGUGGGAGAGAUUUAGAAGACAAAGAAGGAGAAAUUCAAGCGGGUGCUAAACUAUCAUUAAAUCGACAAUUUUUUGAUGAACGUUGGUCAAAGCAUCGCGUUGUUAGUUGCUUGGAUUGGUCAUCUCAGUAUCCAGAGUUACUUGUGGCUUCCUAUAACAAUAACGAAGAUGCCCCUCAUGAACCUGAUGGUGUGGCCCUUGUGUGGAAUAUGAAAUAUAAAAAAACUACCCCAGAGUAUGUAUUUCACUGCCAGUCAGCUGUGAUGUCUGCAACAUUUGCAAAAUUUCAUCCAAAUCUUGUUGUUGGUGGUACAUAUUCAGGCCAAAUUGUGCUUUGGGAUAACCGUAGCAAUAAAAGAACUCCAGUGCAAAGAACCCCACUGUCAGCUGCUGCACACACACACCCUGUAUAUUGUGUAAAUGUUGUUGGAACCCAAAAUGCUCACAAUCUGAUUAGCAUCUCUACUGAUGGAAAAAUUUGUUCAUGGAGUCUGGACAUGCUUUCCCAUCCACAGGAUAGCAUGGAGUUGGUUCAUAAACAGUCAAAGGCAGUAGCUGUGACAUCUAUGUCCUUCCCUGUUGGAGAUGUCAACAACUUUGUUGUUGGGAGUGAAGAGGGUUCUGUGUAUACAGCAUGCCGCCAUGGCAGCAAAGCUGGAAUCAGUGAGAUGUUUGAGGGACAUCAGGGACCAAUCACUGGCAUCCACUGUCAUGCAGCUGUUGGAGCGGUAGACUUCUCACAUCUUUUUGUCACUUCAUCAUUUGACUGGACAGUAAAACUUUGGACAACUAAGAAUAACAAGCCUUUGUAUUCAUUUGAAGAUAAUUCAGACUAUGUUUACGAUGUUAUGUGGUCACCCACCCACCCAGCCCUAUUUGCCUGUGUGGAUGGCAUGGGGAGACUGGAUUUGUGGAAUCUCAAUAAUGACACAGAGGUUCCAACUGCCAGCAUUUCCGUGGAGGGCAACCCUGCUCUUAAUCGUGUAAGAUGGACUCAUUCUGGAAGAGAGAUUGCCGUGGGUGAUUCUGAAGGACAGAUUGUUAUAUAUGAUGUUGGAGAGCAGAUCGCUGUUCCCCGCAACGAUGAAUGGGCACGAUUUGGCCGAACACUUGCAGAAAUUAAUGCAAAUCGAGCUGAUGCAGAAGAGGAAGCAGCCGCCCGAAUACCUGCAUAGUUCCUGAAAAGGGGAGUGUAGCCUUAGUGGUUGGGGGGAGACUCUUAAGUAGAUCCUAAGACGGUUUGCAUGCUUCUGCCUAAAUAAUUAAAAGGAAAUUUCAUGGACUGAACUGUGGGUUUUAUGCUGCAAGGAAAUCUCACAGUGUCCCUUUUUAUAUAACAUGUAUCUUGUUUUGGGUUUCUGUCAUUUUUAAUACCGCCAUUGACUUUACAGAAUGCAGCCUUUUCGGAAUUCUAACACAGGUGUAUAUUUGGUAUUAGUUACUCUUCUGAAAUCUUUUCAACUUGUAACACUAUAUACAGUUAUUUCUAAAGCACAAAUUAAAUAAGUUCUGCAUAUUUUUAAAUAAUCACAAGUCCCCGUUAUAUUGAUAAUGUUCUCACUAACAAUAAUAUGUAGGAACAUUGUUUAUUCUUAGCCAAAGCAUGCAAACGCCUUUCCAAAUUCCAUGCUAACAUUCUUUGUCUUCUUUAUAAUUCACGUGGUGGUUAUCUAUAAAUAAAAACAAAUAUGCAUUAA